Messenger RNA from Drosophila miranda, 1700 nucleotides. RefSeq names its product coronin-6-like. The coding region runs from base 193 to 1584 and encodes 463 amino acids. Gene Ontology annotation, molecular function: actin filament binding. The transcript has a single exon. Gene Ontology annotation, biological process: actin filament organization. The record is from RefSeq and is a predicted model, not a curated record. Lineage: Eukaryota; Metazoa; Arthropoda; Insecta; Diptera; Drosophilidae.
AUAUCAUACUUUUCCUGACACUCGAGCUAUUCAGAGCUGUUUUAUUUUAAGUUUUAUUUUAAGCAUUCGUAUUUUUAUUUCUUAACAAAAACGAAAGCAAGUGAUAAAUUCGAAAUUUUAGUUGAUUACUAUCCCAAAUUCCCGUUUACUAAAGAACUUGCAAACAGAAUUCGUAGUCUGAGUCCCUGAUUCAUGGAAAUGUCCUUGGUACGGAUGGUACGUAACUCAAAAUUCCGUCAUGUCUAUGGACAGGCCCAAAAGCGAGAGGAGGGUUUCGAAAACAUACGCGUCUCGAAAACCAGCUUGGACUCCACUCUCUGCUGCGCCAAUCCCAAAUUCCUUGCCAUUAUUCUGGAAACGUCGGGCGGCGGGGCCUUCAUCGUUCUGCCACUGUCCAAGACUGGACGCAUUCCGUCCGACUAUCCGCUGGUGUCCGGACACACGAGCCCAGUGCUAGACAUCGCUUGGUGUCCGCACAACGACAAUCUGAUCGCCUCCGCAUCCGAGGACUGUUCGGUGAAGCUGUGGAUGAUACCAGACGAAGGUCUGAUGACCACCCUGACUCAGCCCACUGUCGACCUGGUCUACCAUAAGCGUCGGGUGGCCCUCCUGCUGUGGCAUCCCUCGGCCCACAAUGUUCUGCUCACCGCCGGAUGGGACAAGAAGGUCGUCAUCUGGAAUGUGGGGACUGGCGAGAUUCUGGUCCACCUUGACUCCCAUCCGGAAGUCUUGUACAGUGCCUGCUUCAACUGGGACGGCACGAGGCUGGUCACCACCUGCAGGGACAAGAAGAUCCGUAUAUUCGACCCUCGCACCGCAAAACUGUACAGCGAAGCCAUAUGCCACGACAGCGCCAGAGCCUCUCGCGCCAUCUUCCUGCGCUCGGGCCUGGUCUUCACAACGGGCUUCAAUCGCGCUUCGGACCGCCAGUACUCGCUCCGCGAUCCGCAGGAUCUCAGCAACUCCAUUUCCAAGGGCAAUCUGGACAUGGCGAGUGGUGUCCUGUUUCCGAUAUACGAUGCGGACACGAACAUGAUAUAUCUGUGCGGCAAGGGCGACAUCGUCAUUAAGUUCUUUGAGGUGACGCCGGAGCCGCCCUACGUGCACUACAUAAGCUCCUUCAAGACGACGGAGCCGCAGCGCGGUAUUGCCAUGAUGCCGAAGCGCGGCUGCGACAUCAUCGCCUGCGAAGUGGCCAGGUUCUAUCGCCUGUCGAGCAACGGCCAGUGCCAGGUGGUUUCGAUGACGGUGCCGCGCAAGUCGGAUCACUUCCAGGAGGACCUCUACCCCAACACACUGGCGGCGACCGCCGCCAUCACGGCCGAAGAGUGGAUAGCAGGCAUGGAUGCGGAGCCCGUUACGUUCUCUCUCAAGGAGAGCAUCAUCGACGUGACGGCCACCAAUCAGAAUAGUGGCGAGAAAAGACCAAGGAAAAGGGCUAUAGGUGGCACAACUUGUCGGGCAUCGGACAGCACAAUUUCACGCGAUCGUGUAUCUCGUUCAGCGACUAUGUGGGAAAAGUUGCUGAACAAAAACAAGGCGAAACAGAUGGAAAAACAGAAUGCCGAAGAUGCACGGGCAUAAGAGCGGACCAAAGCCAAAGGCCUCUAUGUCCAACGUAACCCGAACAGCUUUUAAGAGUGAAUGUACCAUUUCUAUAUGUAUCUAAAUAUACAUUAUUAUUAUUUUCCCAAGCGAAA